This is a messenger RNA of Aspergillus clavatus NRRL 1, 474 nucleotides long. RefSeq names its product putative RING finger domain protein. The transcript is spliced from 3 exons. NCBI's taxonomy places the organism in Eukaryota, Fungi, Ascomycota, Eurotiomycetes, Eurotiales, Aspergillaceae. The record is from RefSeq and is a predicted model, not a curated record. Gene Ontology annotation, molecular function: ubiquitin protein ligase activity. Gene Ontology annotation, biological process: protein ubiquitination. The coding region runs from base 1 to 474 and encodes 157 amino acids.
AUGGGACUGUCGUCAAGCGACGGAGAUAUGAGCGAUAAAAAUCAUCACAUGGUCAUCGUUCUGGGUAUUGGUCUAGGAGUUGUUUCACUGAUCAUCAUGUGUCUGCUGUUAACCAUCUUCGUCAAUCGCCGCGAGCGAACGCCCACUUUCAAGAAGAAGAACCGGAAGGAUCCCGCCGAUAAGCUGCGCAGAUUGGACGCCGUCUCGCCCAUUCGGACGCUCGAGGAGUGGUGGUCGAAAUCGAAGGGGCCAUUAUUACCCGCCGAGGGGGUCGAUGGACAGUUUAUCUGCGCCGUCUGUCUCGAAUCGGUCCUUCGCGCGCAGGAGAUCCGAGAACUCAAAUGCUUGCACGUCUUUCACAAGGAAUGUCUGGACAAGUGGUAUCUGCAGGACCACUUCAACUGUCCACUGUGUCAUCGCGCAUAUUAUGUUCAGGAGUCGCGCCCGAGUAAUGAUUUUGUUUGGAUGGUAUGA